AUGUCUCAGGAUCGCCCUUGUCAGCGCUGCAUCAAGAGAAACAUCGGACACCUGUGUCAUGACGAACCCAAAGAAGGGCACGGAUAUCACAAGAAGGGAAAAGCCGACUCGGACGCCACGGCAGGAGAGGAACAAUCUCCGCCCAAAGAUGAAUAUUCCUCGGCACCGGAUGUGCAAGGAGCUGCGACUGCGAUGGUGAACAACUCUAGCCACGCUCUCCUGCAAGAGGACAAUAUGGGACUAAGACCGCCCGCGAAUGACACCAUGUCUGUCUCUAACCAAGGCACCGCGCCUCAAACCGCAGGGAUUAAUGGCAACAGUCAGAGCCAAUUUGGAUAUAAUGACCCUUGGAUCGGCGUGCAGAAUCGCUUUAAUGAUAUGCACGCUUUCCAUCCUAGCUACAUGUUCAACGCCAACGAGGUCACAGACGAAUUCAACCUAUUGACCGACUUUCUGAGUACCAGCCUUUUCGAAGAGACGGGCAUGUACGCAACGGAGGAUCUCCAGGGGCAUUACAAUGAUCCCUCCUUCAUGAACUCGAUGGCUGUGUCGGCUCUGCCUGUACCAGGGAUUGAGCCCAUGAUCACUCAGGAACACGGCAACAAUGGACAAACGACAAACCACAAUAACGCCGCUCAAGCCGCAAUGAUUUCCAGGCCAUCAAGUGUCAAGCCCACCUCGGACAAGGCGCGAGAGAAGUAUUACAUGAUGGCUGCCGAUCCCACCGGCGCCGAACCGCCAGAAGAGCGCAUGAACAAGCUGCUCAAGGCCAAGUACGAUGCCGGCAUGCUGAGGCCAUUCAACUACGUCAAUGGUUAUGCACGGCUGAAUAAAUACAUGGAAAAGAAUAUGAAACAAUCAUCACGGCAUAAGAUACUUAUGCAAUUGGAUCAAUUCAGGCCCAAGUUUCGAGAGCGCAUGCAAAGCUUGACAGACAUCGAGCUUGUGCUAGUUGAGAUGUGGUUUGAAAGGAGUUUGAUGGAGUAUGACCGGAUCUUUGCCAGCAUGGCUAUACCAGCGUGCUGCUGGAGAAGAACCGGCGAGAUUUUUCGGGGCAAUAAAGAAAUGGCAGAGCUGAUACAGGUGCCCAUUGAAUCACUUCGUGAUGGUAAACUUGCAAUACACGAGAUCAUUGUCGAGGAUCAACUGGUCAGCUACUGGGAGAAGUUCUGCGCCAUCUGCUUCGACCAGCAACAGAAGGCAAUGCUGACUAGCUGUACGCUGCGGAGUCCUAAGGGAGGCUCAGACGCGGAUAUUCCAUGUUGCUUCUCAUUUACCAUCCGCAGAGACAACCACAAUAUACCAUCGUUGAUCGUGGGGAAUUUUCUGCCCAUGAACCCUAUGAAGCAGUGA
This is a messenger RNA of Capronia coronata CBS 617.96, 1353 nucleotides long. RefSeq lists its product as uncharacterized. Lineage: Eukaryota; Fungi; Ascomycota; Eurotiomycetes; Chaetothyriales; Herpotrichiellaceae. The record is from RefSeq and is a predicted model, not a curated record. The transcript has 4 exons. Gene Ontology annotation, cellular component: nucleus. The coding region runs from base 1 to 1353 and encodes 450 amino acids. Gene Ontology annotation, molecular function: RNA polymerase II transcription regulatory region sequence-specific DNA binding.